AUGGUAUCACAUACAUUGAGUGCUGUCGAUUAUGUUCUUCUUGCAAUACUUCUUCUAUCUUCAGUUGUCAUUGGCGUUAUAUUUGGAUUUUUUAAAUCGAAGAAAAGCUCAGCUCAAGAGUUUCUCUUAGCUGAUAGAAACAUGUCAGCAUUUCCAACAGCACUCAGCAUUAUGGUGUCUUUUCUUUCGGCUGUUACUUUGUUAGGCACACCGAGUGAAAUCUAUAUAUACGGUACUAUGUAUUGUUAUCAAGGUAUUUCGUGGAUAAUUGCUUCAAUAGUGACAGCACUUGUAUUUGCACCGAAAUUUCGCGAAAUGAAAUUUAUAAGUGUCUAUGAAUAUUUAGAAAAGCGUUUCGAUCGAGCAGUACGCAUAAGUGUUUCAUUGACUUACUCAUUAAUUAUGUUUAUUUACAUGGCUCUUGUACUUUAUGGACCCGCAUUGGCAUUUAGUCAAACUAGUGGUUUGAAUAUUUGGCUCUCGGUUGUUUCAAUCGGUGUGAUUUGCACGUUCUACUCUUCCGUGGGUGGCAUGAAAGCAGUUAUUUGGACGGACGUUCUACAAGCAAUCGUAAUAGCUGUUGGUCUUCUUGCAGUCGCUAUUCAAGGUUUGAUUAUACUCGGUGGUUUUAAACGGACAUUUUCAAUAGCAUCACGAGGUGGCAGAAUUGAAUUUGAUAGCAUUAGCUUUGAUCCUCGUACUCGUCAUACAAUAUGGUCAUUGCUCAUAGGUGGUUCAAUCAAUUUACUUGCUACAUAUGGAUUUAAUCAAGCACAAGUACAACGUUAUAUGUCUAUUCGUUCUACACAUGGUACUAAACAAGCGUUAUAUAUUAAUGCAGUCGGUUCUGCAUUUGUCGUCUUUUUCUCGGCUCUAAUUGGCGUUAUCAUCUAUGCAUAUUAUGCCGAUUGCGAUCCGUAUACAAGGAAAGAAAUUGAAGAUAUCGAUCAAAUUCUUCCGUAUUUUGUCAUGGAAGUAUUGAGUGACAAAAAAGGUUUACCAGGUGUAUUUCUUGCUUGUAUUUUUUCCGGUUCACUCUCAACAAUUUCAUCUGGAUUGAAUAGUCUAUCAGCAGUAAUAAUUGAAGAUAUUUACAAAGGAUUAUUGAAUCGGCAAUUGACUGAUGAACGACAAGAAGGCCCUAUCAUGGGUGUUUUCGUUCUUGGUUUUCUUUUUCCACGAGUCAAUCGACGAGGUGGACUUGUCGGAUUUUUCGCAAGUCUCCUCUUUCUAUUAUGGAUCUUUUUGGGUGCUCAAAUUACAAAGAAACAGAUGAAAAACGUCGGUUUACCACUAUCAAUAGCCAAUUGUAGUGAUACAACAAAUACAAAUUGGACAAUAACGACCACUAUAAUGUCUACUUCUUUGAAACGUGAUCCUCUUAUUGAUUUGUAUUCGAUAAGUUAUAUGUGGUACACAUCGAUUGCAGUUGGUACCGUUGUACUUGUUGGUAACAUUGUCUCGUAUUUGACUCAUCCGCUUCAACCUCAUGAGAUUGAUCCGAAAUUGAUUAUACCAGUGAGUGAUGUGUGCUGUUGUUUCUUACCGGAACGAUGGCGUGAAUGGCUUCGAUGUGGUGUCGAUUAUGAAAUCUAUCACAAGAGACAAAACAAUAACAACGAAGUGGAAAUGACAACAACUCACACAGAUGGUACUAAUCAUACGAAUUCAAGUGCACAAAUUCUCAAUACAGACUCGAAAAAGUUAAUACGAUCGAAUACGGUAUCGCCAGUUCCAAUUGUCUUUUCACCUUCUGUACCUAGCACAGUCAAUGAAGCUCAUGAAAGCUCGUCUGCAAAUUGA
Molecule: messenger RNA, 1803 nt
Organism: Rotaria sordida
Lineage: Eukaryota; Metazoa; Rotifera; Eurotatoria; Philodinida; Philodinidae
Source: the annotation of a GenBank genome assembly